Messenger RNA from Nerophis lumbriciformis (worm pipefish), 1766 nucleotides. RefSeq names its product thymidine kinase 1, soluble (gene tk1). Gene Ontology annotation, molecular function: ATP binding; thymidine kinase activity. NCBI's taxonomy places the organism in Eukaryota, Metazoa, Chordata, Actinopteri, Syngnathiformes, Syngnathidae. The record is from RefSeq and is a predicted model, not a curated record. Gene Ontology annotation, biological process: thymidine metabolic process.
UUCCGGUUCAAACAACUGGAUAUACUCGAAGACGCGGGCUAUUUUGACUUACUUGCAGAGCAGCUGUUAGUAGUUAGUUGUUUAUUAUUCCAAACGCUUUAUUUUCUGUUUUUGACGUUAGUCUCCUACCAGAUAUGGACUGUAUGGAUUUUCCGAAAGUUUUCCCUAAUUCUCCGAGGAAAACGCAAGGGCAAAUCCAGAUCAUCUUUGGACCGAUGUUUUCAGGCAAAAGCACCGAAUUAAUGCGAAGGGUGCGUCGUUUCCAAAUAGCCCAGUACUGCUGCUUGGUGGUGAAAUAUGCCAAAGACACACGCUACUCUGACACAGGCAUGGCCACACAUGACAAAAACACAAUGGAGGCUGUUGCUGCAAAUUGUCUCAGAGACGUGCGCUCAGCGGCAUUACAAGCGAGUGUCAUUGGAAUAGAUGAAGGACAGUUUUUUCCAGAUACAGUGGAGUUUUGUGAGGAGAUGGCCAAUUUGGGCAAGAUUGUCAUUGUUGCUGCCUUGGACGGAACCUUCCAGAGAAAGCCGUUCGGAAACAUCCUCAACCUCGUCCCGCUGGCGGAAAGUGUGGUGAAGCUCCACGCCGUCUGCAUGCAAUGUUACAAAGAAGCUGCCUACACAAAAAGGAUUGGAGCGGAGAAGGAGGUGGAAGUGAUUGGUGGAGCUGACAAAUAUCAGGCAGCUUGUAGGAAGUGCUAUGGAGAUUUGAUAUCAGCCAAAGAAAACCAAGGACCCUUCCUUAGGGAUGAAACUCCCCAACAAGUACUCAAUGGGAAACGCACUGAGUCUGCAAUUCCAAGGAAGCUGUUUUCAUCCCUUCAUCUCUGAACAUGCACACAUGCUUGCUAAAGGAGAACACAAACGGGAGUAGGAUGAAAUUAUUAAUCAUAUAUUAGGGUUUGGAUCGGACAAUAUUUUUCUGAUCCCAAAACUGCUUAGUGUAAUUGUCUCAACAACCCUAUCAAUCCCUUGUGUGUGUGUGUGUGUGUGUGUGUGUGUGUGUCUUAUUUAAGUGUUGCUCAGCUUUGGUUACCGUCAAAUUUUCUAAAGACGCCUUUUUCUAAACAGUGGUUUAACUGACAGUACUUGAUUAUACUACGUGUAUUAUAAGAAACAUGCAUAGCAUCACUUUUACAAUAUACUAGGUGUAGUAUGAGAAGCAUUUACAUUUGCAGAGAAGUAUUUAAGUGCAUGGGUGAUUGUUUUUUUUCUUGUUUAUGAAUUGUAUGAAAUGCAACAUUAAAAAAUCCUGCUGCAGAGUGCCGAGAAGUGAGAACGUGGAAAUUAGUAAAUUGCUGUCGUAAGCAUAACAUUCAGUUUGAUUGAUAAUGCUAAAAGGGGAAGAUAUCUUAACAUUUUCAGUUAAACCCUACAGUUGAAAAAGUUACUUUAGUAUUUUGAACAGCAAUAAUAUGAAAUGUUUUAUGUUUUGCUUGAAAGGGAAAAUAUGCUGUAAUUUAUUAUGUAAACAAAUUUGAUAUUAGUAUCACCAGCCCUUAUUAACACUGAUGAUUGUGUCGUAUCAUUAUUGUGUAUAGUUAGCAUUAAAGGAAAAAUGUGAGGACUAUAGAUGAAUAAACUGAUUUUCAAAAGAUAAGUUUUAAUUGACGCUGCUGUAAAUGUGGUGUAGGAAGCCAGACCACACUUUGGCAGGAGAGACAUAAGAGUGCACACUUGAGCUAAAAUUGGGAUUUUGUUGCUACUGUAUGGAUGCAAUCAGUGUACGGUAUGUCUUUUUUUAAUAAAUGUAAAUGAAAAAUA